AUGGAUGAAUCACCACCGCCUUAUUAUGUUCACGACCUUAGCCCAAAUAUACGAUUAAUUGGUGCCCCAGUUUACGAACCAGCUACUACUAUCGAUUCGCAACCGCCAGUCUUGCAAAGCAUAGCGAUCCCCACUCAAGCAUUCAGUGUGCGCGAUAUCAGUGCUCAAGAAGUUGAACAAUCCGGAUUCAUCUCGGCAACACCUUACUUUGCGCUUCGUCCUCCCAGUCGUCCACAGCCGCGUGACUUCUUUGUCCAUACCAUCGUAGUCAAUUCAGAUGCCAGUCCGGAGACAACGCCAAACCCUCUACGCAACUCUCUAUUCCAGCUGCGAGAAGUUGACGACCAUGAUUGGAUGACUUUUGUGAAUCAUCUAUUUCCUCCCUCACACGGGGAUGGCUCGUUUGGCUCAAACCGAUCGACCGGCCCGAACCCCACAGCCAGAAUGCAGCAAUUCCCACCAAGCAGCUUCGAGAAUGCAAAAUCAAGACCAGAGGAGCUUACAGAACUGGUUGAUAGGCUAUCUCUUCCACCAAAAAAGAGGUUUGCGUCUGAGAGCGGACCUGCUGCGAACUCUACCCGUUUGCGAAGAAUCAGAAUUGAAAGUGUCGUUGGACAGUGGAACACCGGCUUUUUUGAGCCUCGUGGCCUAAAAAUCACCCUUCUGUUCCCCGAAGAUUCAUUACUUCCUGUGAGACUACCCUCUCAGCCUAGCGCCCAAGAGAUACCGUCUCCACAACAGCAAGGAGAGGAGACCCCUCUUCACAAAGCGGUUGCAAGAGGUAAAGAAUCGGAAGUCCGUCGCCUCCUCGAGCACAGUCUACAGAACAUUGAUGCAAGAAAUAGAAAAGGUGAGACCGCACUCUAUCGUGCAAUCUCUCAAGGAGAAAAGUCGAUCGUAAAAUUACUCUUGGAACAUAACGCCGAUCCCCAAGCUCGCCCUCCGGGAGCAAAUAGCCCUCUUCAAAUCGCAGUACUAUGCGAUCAUUCAAGUAUUCUCAAGACGCUAAUCGACAAGUCGACUGUGGGACUUGAAGAAGUUACUUCAGUAGGAGAAACCCCUCUAUAUCUUGCCGUGGCUCGCGGUCAGACAAAAAAUUCCACGGCUCUACUGGAGGCUGGUGCCAAUGUUCAUGCAAGGCCAGUCGGAAAAGUUACGAUGCUUGACCUCGCAAUUAGCAGGCAUGAUUCUUCCAUGAUCAAAUUAUUACUGAGUAAUGGCGUCGGCCCUAACCAGAGAAACAAGGACGGGGAUACACCGCUCAAUCGUUUCGUUGCGACGGGGAAUACUUCCAUGGUCAAAACUCUGCUUGAAUAUGGAGCGAACCCUAAAGCAAAAAAUACAAAAGGAGAAACCCCUCUAUCGGUCGCUGUUAGUCAAGGUCACUCGUCCAUUGUCACCCUUCUCCUAGCAAGAGAUGGUGUCGACGUCAAUUCAGAAAAUCUUAAAGGCGAAACUCCGGUCUAUACGGCUAUAUCCAAAGGCAAUACCUCUAUCGCCGAAAUACUGCUGAAGCGCGGCGCAGACACCAACAAACGACCUCCAAAAGGGGAGACCAUGCUGAAUCUGGCAGUCUCCCAUGGCAAUAGUACAAUGAUAAAUAAACUGUUGGAUUGCGGUGUCGACGUCAACAUUCCAAACAAGUCCGGAGAUAGCCCUUUAUCUCAAGCAGCCUCACGAGGAGACCCUUUCGUUAUCAGCCUUUUGCUGAGUGUUGGAGCUGACGUCAAUGCUGUCAAUGCCUCUGGAGAUUCAGCCCUUUAUCGAGCAGUCUGCAACGGCAACACAGCAGUUACCUCACUUCUAUUAGCUCAUGGCGCCAAAACCGAUGUUAAAAAUCACAAGGGCGAAAUGAUGCUAUACCGGGCAGUCUAUAAGGGCGAUGUAACAAUUUGUGCACUGCUGCUCUGCUAUGGCGCAAGUCCCAAAAGCACGAGCCCUACGGGAGAGACAUGUUUAUAUCGCGCGGUCUAUCUAGGGAACGCCCAGCUAGUCUCAUUACUGCUUGGGCACGGAGUAAAUCCUAAUGAGGCCAAUCCUAACGGUGAAUCACCACUCUAUCGCGCCGUUCACCGGAGUGAGAUAUCCAUCGCGAUGAUGUUGCUCGGCAAAGGUGCAAAUCCAGACAUGCCUAGUGUCAAUAACGAAUCUCCAUUGCAGUAUGCUAUCAGGAAAAACAACAAAUCGAUGAUUCAGAUAUUAACCAAUGUCUCACUGUAA
Molecule: messenger RNA, 2220 nt
Organism: Cladophialophora psammophila CBS 110553
Lineage: Eukaryota; Fungi; Ascomycota; Eurotiomycetes; Chaetothyriales; Herpotrichiellaceae
Exons: 1
Coding region: 1-2220 (739 amino acids)
Molecular function (GO): protein binding
Source: RefSeq, a predicted model, not a curated record